AUGGUGCAUGUGGGAACAUCAAAGCGGCAGUCUGCCCUGGCACGUCGGAACCAGACGAUCAUCGAUAUCAGGAAGUUCGCACAAGGCACUGCCGACCAAGUAUCCGUACAUGCAGAUGCAGUGGCAUUGGAUCGCAUCGCCUUUGCCGCCCGCACCGCCCAACACGAACCGCCGGAAAUAGCAUCGCAGCACACGGCCACAGAUGCUGGGGUUGGUGGUGAACCGGGACGAGCGGCAUCGGUGUGGCGGCAAAGUUACCCAUGCAGCUGCAGAGGCCAUGAAAAGUUGCUGUGCCGACAUUUGGACGGUUCUGGGCUUGUCCUUGCAAAGUCAAUGGCGACGCGUCCCCCCAACCGUCCACUCUCAACCGCAACCUCUGCAGCCAAGCCGAAAGCAAGGCCGACCGUCACCACGUUCUCUUUUGCCCUGCUGAUCCCUCGGACAUGA
This is a messenger RNA of Purpureocillium lilacinum, 447 nucleotides long. Lineage: Eukaryota; Fungi; Ascomycota; Sordariomycetes; Hypocreales; Ophiocordycipitaceae. The record is from RefSeq and is a predicted model, not a curated record.